This is a messenger RNA of Gossypium raimondii (Peruvian cotton), 1883 nucleotides long. RefSeq names its product non-specific phospholipase C2. Bases 171 to 1733 code for a protein of 520 amino acids. Gene Ontology annotation, molecular function: hydrolase activity, acting on ester bonds. Gene Ontology annotation, biological process: phospholipid catabolic process. The record is from RefSeq and is a predicted model, not a curated record. NCBI's taxonomy places the organism in Eukaryota, Viridiplantae, Streptophyta, Magnoliopsida, Malvales, Malvaceae. The transcript is spliced from 4 exons.
GGGUCACGACUCACGAGACAAUUGAUUAUUUAACAAAAUGACAAACAGAACAGCAAGCCAUCAAAUCUGCCUGCCCUUCAAACUAGCCGUAUAAAUGGAGAUCACGGGCUUAGAAAUUGUCAAGUCACUCUCGCUCUCCUAUCCUAUCCCAUGCAAAAAGAGAAAUACUAAUGUUCAAACCUGCUAACACCGCCAUCUUCUUCUUCUUUGUUCUCUUCAACAGCUUCAGCUGCCAUGGCGGUCCAAUCAAAACUAUUGUGGUCCUAGUGAUGGAGAAUCGCUCGUUCGAUCACAUGCUAGGAUGGAUGAAGAAAAUCAACCCUCAAAUCAACGGUGUUGAUGGAACUGAAUGGAACCCUUUGUCCACCACUGAUCCUAACUCCAAAAAGUUGUUCUUCCAGAACCAAGCUCAGUUCGUGGAUCCAGAUCCUGGUCACUCUUUCCAAGCCAUAAGGGAGCAGAUUUUCGGCUCUAAUGACACCUCCGCCAAUCCUCCCCCCAUGAAUGGCUUCGCCCAACAAGCUUACUCCAUGGACCCAUCUACCACUAUGUCUCAGAAUGUCAUGAAUGGAUUUGACCCUGAAAUGGUCGCCGUUUACAAGUCUCUCGUCUCAGAAUUUGCUGUCUUUGAUCGGUGGUUCGCCUCCGUACCGUCAUCCACACAACCGAAUCGUCUGUACGUCCACUCGGCGACAUCGGCGGGGGCGACGAGCAACAUUCCGGCACUCCUGGUAAAGGGUUAUCCCCAAAGGACGAUCUUCGAGAACCUGGACGACGCCGGAAUAUCCUGGGGAAUAUACUACCAGAACAUCCCAGCUACAUUGUUCUACAAAAACCUCAGGAAACUGAAAUACUUAUUUAGAUUCCGUCCGUACGGUGUGACAUUCAAAAAACACGCGCAAGAAGGGAAGCUGCCGGGCUACGUUGUGGUGGAGCAGCGGUACAUGGACACUAAGCUGGAGCCCGCCAACGAUGACCAUCCGUCGCACGAUGUGUAUCAAGGGCAGAUGUUUGUGAAGGAGGUGUACGAGACAUUGAGAGCUAGCCCGCAGUGGAACCAAACUUUGUUGAUCAUUACAUAUGAUGAACAUGGUGGGUUUUAUGAUCAUGUGGCUACGCCCGUCACUGGAGUGCCCAGCCCUGAUGGCAUUGUGGGUCCCGAACCAUUUUUCUUUCAUUUCGACAGGUUGGGGGUUAGGGUUCCGACCAUCAUGGUCUCUCCUUGGAUUGAUAAGGGCACUGUUGUUCAUGGGGCAAAUGGAAGGCCAUUUCCCACAUCGGAAUUCGAGCAUUCCUCCAUUCCGGCAACAGUAAAGUUGUUGUUCAACCUCACCUCUCCAUUCCUCACCAAGAGGGACGAAUGGGCUGCCACUUUUGAGUCCAUUCUCCGAACUCGGUCUGACCCCAGAACUGAUUGUCCAGAGACACUGCCAACGCCGGCGAGGAUAAGGAGAGGUGAGGCAAUUGAAGAGGCGAAGCUGAGCGAGUUCCAGCAAGAGCUGGUGCAGCUGGCGGCGGUGCUGAAGGGGGAUCAUAUCCUCACAAGUUACCCGGAAAGGAUAGGGAAGGACAUGAGCGUGAAGGAAGGUAAAGAGUACAUGGAAGAUGCAGUCAAACGGUUCUUCGAGGCUGGCCAUUAUGCUAAGAAAAUGGGAGUCGACGGCGAACACAUUGUUCAAAUGAAGCCUUCCCUAACUACUCGUUCAUCAAAACCUUCAUCUCAACAUCCAUAAAACCUGUUUUUACAUUUUUUUUACGUUUUUUUGGGGAAUGAGGAAAAUAUGUAGCAAUCUUAUUUAUAUUUUAGUAUAUAGGAAAAGAGAAAAUAUUUUGAGUUAAUUUAUAUUUACAUGAAUGAGCUUUGGUCGUGUUUCCCUUGGUGA